UAGCUGCUGCUGCUGCUCAAACAUAAAAGGUCCAAAAGGCAUUUUCAACUUAGAAAAACAGUUAAACACUCAGUCAGUGGUGCAUGAGCUGUGAGGCGUAAUAAGGAGGAAUAAUGUCGAGGACCAUCUUUCAAAUGUGUGUACUGGCAACAGUUUUAACUGUUGUGCAUACUAGUCACAAAGAGAAGCACAAUUCCUUCUCCUUGACACACCCAUCCCACAGUCACCACCACCAGCAGCACCACCACCACCAGCAUCAUCAUCACAAUAACAGCCAGCUCCUAUAUGAGGGGAACCGUGACUUUGCUUUCCGUCUGUACAAGCACAUGGAAACACCAAGGUCCAAGAACCUUUUGUUCUCUCCUCUAAGCAUCUCCGUGGCCCUGGCUGCUCUCUCCCUAGGGGCAGAGGGUGAGACCAACCAGCAAAUUUUCAGUGGCCUUGGUUUCAAUAAUUCCAAUAUUGCAAAAGAGCAAGUGCACCAAGCAUUCCAGAGCCUUCUAGAGGAUCUUAGGUCAAAGACGGCAGUGGAAUUGAAUACGGGCACUGCUUUGUUUCUGAAGGAAACCUUCAAGCCACAUUUGGAGUUUCUUGAGAAUCUGAAGCGUUUCUAUAACUCAGAUAGCCUCACAACUGACUUCACUAAAACUGCAGAAGCAACAGAAAUGAUUAAUAACUAUGUGAAAGAAAAGACAAAUGGUAAAAUCAACAAAAUGGUGGAUAGUCUGAGUCCGGACACUAUAAUGUUCCUCCUCAGUUACAUAUAUUUCAAAGGUAAAUGGAUGAUUCCAUUUAAUCCAAGACAUACUACGCAAGACAAAUUCCAGGUGGAUCCAAAUACCUCUGUUUCAGUCCAGAUGAUGUACAAGAAGGGCCAAUUCAAUGUCUACCAUGAUCGCACUCUUUCCACACAUGUGCUUCAGUUGCGUUUCACUAACGGUGUCUCUAUGAUGCUUGCUCUCCCUGAAAAUAAUCUGGAGGAGCUGGAAGCAAAGAUUAGUCCAAAUGACGUGUCAAAAUGGCAGCACUGGAUGAGAAAAAGUGAGUACAGCAUCUACGUUCCUAAACUGUCCAUUAAAACAUCAUACACUCUAAAAGAUGUCUUGAGCACAUUGGGAAUGAGCAAGAUGUUCCGUCCAGAGGCAGACUUUAGUGGAAUCUCAGAGGAUCAGAUUUUUGUUUCUGAGGUUGUGCACCAAGCCACAUUAGAUGUGGACGAAGCAGGGGCGACUGCAACAGCAGCAACAGGAAUGAUCUUGGUGCCCCUCUCCUUCCAACCAAGCGUCAUACUGAAGUUUGACCAUCCUUUCAUGGUCUUCAUCGUUAGUGAUGACAAUAACAGUAUUCUCUUCAUGGGAAAAAUACAAAAUCCAGCUGAGGAAUAAAGUGGCUAUGUGCAAGACUAGUAUCUUAUGGCUGCUUUUUGUUUUUGUGUUUUGUUUGUUUGGUUUUUUUUGGGGGGGGUGGUUCAAGUCAAUGUUUUCAUCCUGAACUUGGAGUGCAAGACUGUUUCCAGUGCUAUUCAUAAGUAUAAGUUAGCCAUACUGUUUUGCCUGUUUCCUUCUCUGAUUGUACUGUUUGUUUUCUUGCUGUCUUGAUACCAGGUUGCUACAUCAUAAAAUUAAAUUGGCCCAUUUAAAUGGAACUUAGACACUCUGGGCAAAUGUAACAGAACUUAAGUUAGUGCUUGGGACACGUGUGUAUUUGUAUCUGCCCCGCUGUGAUGCUUAGCUGUUAUACGACAGAGGCUUAUGUCGGUGAAAUAAAGUCAUCAGUGAGUAAAAUGCCA
Messenger RNA from Chanos chanos (milkfish), 1789 nucleotides. RefSeq names its product hibernation-specific plasma protein HP-55. Bases 114 to 1385 code for a protein of 423 amino acids. The transcript is spliced from 5 exons. Lineage: Eukaryota; Metazoa; Chordata; Actinopteri; Gonorynchiformes; Chanidae. Gene Ontology annotation, molecular function: serine-type endopeptidase inhibitor activity. The record is from RefSeq and is a predicted model, not a curated record.